AUGGCACAACCCGCACCCGCCCCGCCGCCUCAGCAGCAGCAGCUUCCUCCGGGUCUCCCGGCCAACUUGCAAAAUCUCACGCCGCAACAACAGCAGCAACUGCUAGCCCAAAUGCAGCAGGCUCAGGCCCAGCGCCAACAGGCCGCCAACUUGCCCAAACCCGAUCCAAGGCUACAGGCCGCCAUUGAGGCAUCAUUCGUGCCUGUUGACAUCGAACUCACCGAACCGGCCAACUCCAACGUCAAGUGUGGGCCGCAUAAGUUGGAGAAGUGUGAUGACUGUGGGGUGGACUUCGUGGACUUGAACCGUAUCGCCAAGAUCUUUGUGUCCAACCCCAACUUGAGAUGUCCACCGCCGCCAAACGUGAUCACGAAGCAACUGUCGGAUGUUAUUAACAAGACGAAGGAGGAGGGGAAUACUCUAUUCCGGACACGUCAACAUGGCCCCGCAAUCCAACGCUACACACAAGCCGCCAACUUUGCCCUCCAGCGCCCACCAUGGGAACCUAGUGCGAUUGUGCGCGAGGAGGUCUCUACCAUCAUGUCCAACCGUUCGGCGUCUUACUUUGAGGCUGGCGAGUUUGUAGCGGCAUUGUGCGACGCGGAGAUCGUCAUUCAGCUGAAGAAAGGGUGGUCGAAGGGGUACUUCAGAAAAGCAAAGGCGCUGGUGGGGUUAAAUGACCUUCCGGCGGCACGGGAAGCCAUUGUGGAGGGAUUGAUGUUCGAGCCGGAUAACAAGGAUCUCAUCGGCACGCUCGGGGAUAUUGACAAGGCUUUGGAAGCGAAGUCUAUCGCAGAUGCGCCGCAGGCACCGGCUCCUUCAGACGCAUAA
Peniophora sp. CBMAI 1063 is the source of this 831-nucleotide messenger RNA. The record is from the annotation of a GenBank genome assembly. NCBI's taxonomy places the organism in Eukaryota, Fungi, Basidiomycota, Agaricomycetes, Russulales, Peniophoraceae.